Molecule: messenger RNA, 1554 nt
Organism: Synchiropus splendidus (mandarinfish)
Lineage: Eukaryota; Metazoa; Chordata; Actinopteri; Syngnathiformes; Callionymidae
Product: UDP-glucuronosyltransferase 1A5-like
Exons: 3
Coding region: 1-1554 (517 amino acids)
Molecular function (GO): UDP-glycosyltransferase activity
Source: RefSeq, a predicted model, not a curated record
AUGUUGCUCCUGAUUUCCGCCACACCACCAUGUCAAGGUGGCAAUAUUCUAGUCUUCCCCAUUGAAGGCAGCCAUUGGGUCAACAUGGAGAUCCUGCUAGAGAAACUUCACACCAGAGGACACACCCUCACUGUGUUGCGAAUGACGGAUAGCUUGCACGUCAAGGAAAACUCUCCUCUCUACACCACACUGAACAUCCCAUCUACAUUUGAGGGAAUGUACGAGAACUUUGGCCAAUUUAUUGAAGAACAUUUUAAGUUACAAAGAGAGGGCAGUUCAGUCAUGACCUUCAGCAAAAUGACCAGAAACCUCCACAGCAUGCUGACAAAUGUACACACCGUUCACUGUGAUGCUUUAGAUAAAGCAAUGGAAGAUGAAGAAUUCAGGAGAAGAUUGAAAGAGCCCAUGUUUGACAUGUUGCUGACAGAUCCAGCUCUAGCACCAGGUGUCUUCCUGGCUAAAUAUCUCAGUCUACCACUGGUGCUUAACGUCCGCUGGACAGCGGGAAUUGACGGUCAGCUUGUCGCGGCCCCAUCACCUCUGUCCUACAUUCCCAUGGUGGGAUCUGGCUUGACGGACAACAUGACUUUCUUUGAAAGAAUCCAGAAUGUUUUAUAUUAUGGCAUAUUCCUAUUCCACAAGGAAUUCAUGAUCAAGCCCAUCUACUCUGCUCUCUGUGAUAAAUAUCUUGGACAACCUUGUGACAUCUACGACCUGUGCCAAGAAGCAGACAUUUUGCUUUUCAGGUCGGAUUUUGUUUUUGACUUCCCUCGACCAACGAUGCCAAACAUUUUUUACAUUGGUGGCUAUCAAUGCAAACCAAGUCAGCCGCUACCAGCAGACUUGGAGUCCUUCGUCCAAAGUGCUGGGAAGCAUGGCGUAAUCCUUUUUACUCUGGGUACAAUGGUCAAAUCUUUGCCAACAGAGCUUGCGGAUGAGAUCGCGGCUGUCUUCGCCAAGAUGCCACACAAGGUGAUAUGGAAAAACCUUGGUGAUCGUCCCUCAACUUUAGGCAACAACACUCUGAUGGUGGACUGGAUGCCACAAGUGGAUCUUCUUGGCCAUCCACAGACUAAAGUCUUAGUUGGUCAUGGAGGAACUAAUGGAAUCCAGGAAGCCAUCUACCAUGGAGUCCCCGUGCUGGGUAUCCCUGUCUUCUUUGACCAGUAUGACAAUCUUCUUCGUCUGGAGAGGAAGGGUGCAGCCAGGAUCCUGGAGCUGGCUGAUUUCAACGCCAAAAACUUUGAAAGCAAUCUCAGAGAAAUCCUCCAACAGCAGAGUUACAGAGAGAACAUGCAAAGGCUGUCCCGGCUGUUCAGAGACCAGCCCAUGACACCGAUGGGUCUGGCGAUUUUCUGGGUGGAAUAUGUGAUCCGUAACAAAGGAGCGUCUCAUCUGCGGACCGAGGCCUACAAGAUGCCGUGGUACUCGUACUACUGUUUUGAUGUGAUGCUGCUCUUCUUCGCAGCUCUGGUUGUUCAAGUUUUGGCUACUGUGGCUUUUUGCCGGUUUCUGUGCUGCAGGAAAACAAAUACCAAAACUAAACAACAUUAG